GUCAGCUUCACCACUUGCCAGGCUCCACCCCUUCCACCCGCCGUCCCUCCUCCCUCUUGACCAUCCAUCUCCAUCAACAUCGGCUUGACACAGUCCUCAUCUCCUGAUUUCCAAUAAUCCAUCCACCAUCAGUAAACAACAACAACAGUCUUACUUUCCAAUCAGUUCUUAUCAAGCGCUCUCCCCCAGAAAACCUUGACUCUCAUCUUCCUUUUUACCGCCCUCUUAAACCUCCAUCAUGUCCGACGACCCUUCCAUCAAGAAAGAAACCCAGGCCGAAGCCGACCAUGACCCUGCUACAGCCAUCCUCAGGGCAAAAAAAUCUCCAAACCGAUUGGUUGUCGAUGAAGCUACCUCCGAUGACAAUUCAGUCGCUACUCUCAAUCCUGCGACAAUGGAAACAUUGUCCCUGUUCAGAGGUGAUACCAUCAUCGUCAGAGGCAAGAAGCGCAAAGACACCGUCUUGAUCGUCCUCAGCAGCGAUGACGUAGACGAAGGUAAAAUCCAAAUGAACAAAGUUGCCCGAAACAACCUUCGAGUUAAGCUUGGUGACGUUUGUAACGUCCACCCAUGCCACGAUAUUAAGUAUGGUAAACGUAUUCACGUCUUACCCUUCGAUGAUUCCGUUGAGGGUCUCACUGGGAACCUCUUUGAGGUAUUCCUGAAGCCUUACUUCCUCGAAGCUUACCGACCUGUUCGAAAGGGAGACUCCUUUUUAGCGCGUGGGGCAUCUCGAUCGGUUGAAUUCAAAGUUGUCGAGACUGACCCAGCCGAGUACUGUAUCGUAGCGCAAGAUACCGUCAUUCACACCGAAGGGGACCCAAUCAAACGUGAGGAUGAAGAAGGUAAUCUCAGCGAGGUUGGUUAUGAUGAUAUCGGUGGAUGCCGCAAGCAGAUGGCCCAAAUCCGAGAAUUGGUUGAGCUCCCACUAAGACACCCUCAGCUAUUCAAGAGCAUCGGUAUCAAACCCCCUCGUGGUAUUCUCAUGUUUGGUCCUCCUGGUACCGGGAAAACUCUCAUGGCCCGAGCCGUUGCCAAUGAGACUGGUGCCUUUUUCUUUUUGAUCAAUGGCCCGGAAAUCAUGAGUAAAAUGGCCGGUGAAAGUGAAAGCAAUUUGAGGAAGGCAUUCGAGGAGGCUGAAAAAAAUGCCCCCGCCAUCAUCUUCAUUGAUGAAAUCGAUUCUAUUGCUCCCAAGAGAGAGAAGACCAACGGAGAAGUCGAGCGUCGAGUAGUUUCUCAACUGCUUACCUUGAUGGAUGGCCUUAAGGCUCGAUCCAAUGUCGUUGUAAUGGCUGCCACAAAUCGUCCGAAUUCUAUCGACCCCGCGCUUCGUCGAUUUGGUAGGUUCGACAGGGAGGUAGAUAUCGGUAUCCCCGAUGCCACUGGUCGUCUUGAGAUCUUGCGAAUCCACACGAAAAACAUGAAGUUAGGCGAUGACGUUGACUUGGAGAAGAUCGCUGCUGACACUCACGGAUAUGUCGGUUCGGAUGUGGCAUCACUUUGUUCGGAGGCUGCCAUGCAACAAAUCCGAGAAAAGAUGGACCUUAUCGAUCUCGAUGAAGAUACGAUUGAUGCGGAGGUCUUGGACUCACUCGGAGUUACCAUGGACAACUUCCGAUUCGCUCUUGGUACAUCGAACCCAUCGGCUCUCAGAGAGACCGUUGUCGAAGUGCCCUCAGUCACCUGGGACGAUAUUGGUGGUUUGGAGAAAGUCAAACAAGAGUUGCAAGAAACCGUGCAGUACCCGGUCGAGCAUCCGGAAAAGUUCCUCAAGUACGGUAUGUCACCCAGCAAGGGAGUCCUAUUUUAUGGACCCCCAGGUACUGGUAAGACCCUUUUGGCGAAAGCUAUCGCCAAUGAGUGUCAGGCUAACUUCAUUAGUAUCAAGGGACCUGAGCUCCUUACGAUGUGGUUUGGUGAAUCUGAGGCCAACGUUCGAGAUGUGUUUGACAAGGCACGAGCUGCUGCUCCAUGUGUGAUGUUUUUCGAUGAACUGGAUUCGAUAGCUAAAGCUCGUGGAGGUAGUUCGGGUGAUGCGGGUGGUGCGGGAGAUCGAGUGUUGAAUCAGAUCUUGACAGAAAUGGACGGGAUGAAUGCGAAGAAGAACGUGUUUGUGAUUGGUGCUACCAAUCGACCUGACCAGAUCGACCCUGCGCUUCUACGACCUGGACGUUUAGACCAACUGAUCUAUAUCCCCCUACCGGAUGAGACUUCCCGAGAAUCAAUCCUCAAGGCAGCUCUCAAGAAGUCGCCCUUAUCACCAUCAAUCAACCUGAGAUUCUUAGCUCAAUCGACUCAUGGUUUCUCUGGUGCCGAUCUGACUGAGAUCUGUCAACGGGCUGCCAAGCUAGCGAUUCGAGAGAGUAUCGACAAGGAUAUGCAGAAGGAGAGGGCGAAGAGGGCAAGGGAGGCAGAACAGGAGGCCGCAGGUGGUGAGGCGAUUAUGGACGAGGAUGACACGGAAGAGGAUCCAGUUCCAGAAAUCACAGCCGCUCACUUUGAGGAAGCUAUGAAAUACGCUCGACGAUCAGUAUCGGAUCAAGAUAUCAGACGAUACGAGAUGUUUUCGACCAACUUGCAACAGAGUCGAAGUUUUGGCAGCUCGUUCAAGUUUCCAGAGGGUGAAGGUGGUGCUGCUGGGGGUGGUGGGGCGGCCCAAUUUGGGCAAGAUAACGAAGAUGACUUGUAUGCUUGAUGGUUUGUUCCUCUUGAGCUUCAAUUCUGCCAUCCCAAGUUAAUAAUAAAAAAAAAAAGAAAAACGUGAUGAAGCUUCCAAUAUGUAUUAUCUGCAAACAGAACCGGGGGUUAAUCUUCUCUUUCUUGCAACCACUCGUUGACUCUCGGCUACUCCAUGAUCGGGGGGGGGGGGUUGUUUUUGAGUGAUUAAU
Puccinia graminis f. sp. tritici CRL 75-36-700-3 is the source of this 2888-nucleotide messenger RNA. RefSeq names its product cell division cycle protein 48. Gene Ontology annotation, biological process: retrograde protein transport, ER to cytosol; autophagosome maturation; mitotic spindle disassembly. The transcript is spliced from 11 exons. Gene Ontology annotation, molecular function: ATP binding; ATP hydrolysis activity; polyubiquitin modification-dependent protein binding. The coding region runs from base 239 to 2695 and encodes 818 amino acids. The record is from RefSeq and is a predicted model, not a curated record. Lineage: Eukaryota; Fungi; Basidiomycota; Pucciniomycetes; Pucciniales; Pucciniaceae. Gene Ontology annotation, cellular component: nucleus; cytosol; VCP-NPL4-UFD1 AAA ATPase complex.